AUGGCUCUCAAAACAUGUCUUGAGGCCCCAGUUGAGUCUGGGCUCUGUUCAGGGAUUGAAUGCCAGGCUGACCACCCAACACUAGUUCUGAUGCUCUUUGCCAGUGUGCUGGUGACUUGCCUUGAGGCUGCUAAACUCACUGUAGGCUUCCAGGAACCCUGGAACAUCUCCCAUCCAUUCAGCAUGCAAAGGUUGGGUGCAGGCCUCCAGAUUGCCUUGGACAAGGUCAACUCAGAGCUAGUGGACCUUGGAAAUUUCAGCUGGGAGUUCACUUACACCAACUCAGCCUGCAGCACCAAGGAGUCUCUUGCUAUUUUCAACAACCAGGUCCAGAGAGAACAGAUUUCUGCGUUUGGACCAGCAUGCCCAGAAGCAACUGAGGUUAUCGGUUUGCUGGCCUCUGAGUGGAAUAUCUCCAUGUUUGACUUUGUUGGACAAACCGAAAAGCUGUGUGACACCUGUGUGAAACUUGUGCCACCCAAGUAAGACAUUGGUGACGUGCUCCAGAAAAGUCUCCAGUACCUGGGCUGGAAACACAUUGGGAUGUUUGGAGGCUACUCUGGGGCUUCCUCCUGGGAUGGAGUGGAUGAAUUGUGGAGGGUUGUAGAGAAUGAACUCAAUUCCCAUUUUAUCAUCACUGCCAGCAUGAAAUACACCAAAAAUAGUUUAGUCUUUCUUCAAGAGCAUCUUUGGAGGAUAUCAUCAAUUGCAGGGGUAAUUAUCAUCUUAAUCUGCAGCUCACAGGAUGCAAAUAUUAUUCUGCUGGAUGCAGAGAACCUGGGACUCAACACUGGAAAAUUCAUUUUCAUCAUUUUGCAGCAGUUGGAGGACCAUUUUUGGAAGGAAGUACUGACAAAUCAGAAAAUGAUGCACCUUCCAAAGAUGUAUGGGUCAGUGCUUCUCUCAUUGCCCUCAGCUUACAGAGAAGGCCGUGGAGACGCAGGCUUUUGGAAACAAGUCUACCAAACACUGAGGAGGCCGCCUUUCCGCAGCACCAUCUCCUCGGAGGAGCAGGUGAGCCUUUACUCUGCCUACCUUCACGAUGCCGUCCUGCUCUAUGCUGAGACCGUGAAGCAGAUGGUAAAGGCUGGAGGCGACUUCCAGGACGAGCGGCAGCUGGUCAGCGCUCUGAAGGCACCAGUCAGACCACCGUGCAGGGUAGGUGGCUUACUGCUGGGCGGAAUCACCAGCCCUGUGUUUGUGGAUGCCCAGGGAGAAAGGCACAUCGAUUACUCUGUCUAUGCCCUACAGAAGUCUGAAGAUGGGCCCCUUUUUCUUCCUUUUCUUCAUUAUGACAGCUAUCAGAAAGUAAUCAGGUACUGGCAGGACAUUUCUGCAAGUACUACAAGGAAUUUCUCCAAUAUGGCCUGGACCCCUGGCUCCCUUCCUGAAGACAGAUCUGGCUGUGGAUUUUAUAAUGAGCUCUGUGAAACUGAGCCUGCUUUGAUGGGCAAGGCCUGGGUAAUAUGCCUCUACCCUCCGGGCGUGACUGCUGUGGUUCUCACAAUGAUGAUCCUGAUUCCUGUCUUGGGGGCUGCCAUCAUAGGUCUGAUUUUAAGGAUGCAGAGGGGAAAACUGCAGAGGCAAAACAAAGACAUCUGGUGGCAAAUCAAUUUUGACGAUAUCAUCAUUCUUCCCCAGAACAAGCCACCCCAGAGAGGCACACCUGUGUCAAGAGGCAUCAACAGUAACUCAUCUAGUGUGAUGAUUUCUGUGGACCUCAGCUCUUUUGUCAAGAGCCAGCAGGGGGAAGAACUCUUCUAUGCCCCAAUAGGGCUUUAUCAGGGAAACCACAUGGCCAUCUGCUAUGGUGGUCACCAAGCAGAAGCCUGGGUUAGGAAGCUGACUGUGUUACAGGAAAUACAGCUGAUGGGUGAAUUAAGGCAUGAGAACAUUGUUCCCUUCUUUGGUAUUUGUGCCAAACCACCUAACAUUUGCAUUGUCACUCAGUAUUGCAAAAAAGGAAGUCCUAAGGAUGUUUUGAGAAACUCGCAUCAUGAAAUAGAUUGGAUAUUCAAACUCUCAUUUGCAUAUGACAUAGUCAAUGGCAUGCUCUUCCUCCAUAGGAGCUUCCUGGGCUCCCACGACAACCUGAAACCUUCCAACUGCCUGGUGGAUGAUCGGUUGCAGGUGAAGCUGUCAGGAUUCGGGCUGUGGGAACUCAAGUGUGGCCGGACAUACAGAACAUAUGAUGAGACAGUGACAUCCCAUUGCUUGGCAGAGCUCUACUGGACUGCUCUGGAGCUGCUGCGGCUCCCGGAGGUGCCCUGGUCAGGUACCCCACAAGAAGAUGUUUAUAGCUUCACCAUUCUGAUGAGGGAGCUGAUCCACCACUGGGACCAUGGGCCCUCUGAUGACCUCCAUGAGGCACCGGAUGAAAUCAUCAACCAAAUCGAAGACCCUGCAGCAGCAGUCCCACUGCGACCUUCCCUGCCCAAGGAGAAGGGCAAUGAAAAGAUCAUGGCCAUGGUGAGCGUAUGUUGGGAGGAAUCUCCGGAGAAAAGACCCAGUUUCUCUUCCAUCAAGAAAACUUUAUGAGAGGCCAUUCCCAGAGGCCAUGUAAGCAUACUGGCCAGUAUGAUGAGUAAGUUGGAAGUGUAUGCCAAUCACCUGGAGGAAGUGGUGCAAGAGAGGACCAGCCGGCUGACGGCAGAGAAGAGGAAGGUGGAGAAGCUUCUAUCUACUAUGGUGCCCAGUUUCACUGGAGAACAACUCCUAGCUGGAAGGUCCGUGGAACCAGAACAUUUCGAGUCUGUACCAAUUUUUUUCUCUGACAUUGUUGGAUUCACAAAGCUAUGUUCUCUCAGCUCCCCCUUGCAAGUCAUCAAGCUCCUCAAUGACCUGUACAGUUUAUUCGAUCACAUCAUCACAAAUUACGGUGAGUAUAAGGUUGAGACCACUGGAGACGCAUACGUGGUGGCUAGCAGACUCCCUAUCCGCAAUGGAAGCCAGCAUGUGGCUGAGAUUGCCACCAUGUCCCUGCACUUCUCAGUGGCACCAUUCAUUUGCUUCCAGACUGGGCACUUGCUCCAGGAGGAGCUCCAGCUUCGGAUUGGCUUCCACACAGGUCCUGUGGUGGCUGGUGUGGUGGGAAUUACCAUGCCCAGAUACUGUCUAUUUGGAGACACUGUGAACAUGGCAUCCAGAAUGGAUAGCAGCAGUUCGUGUGGUAUCACCGAUGACGCUUUGCACUUGUAUGCUGUUUGUCAGUUGGGACAUGGCAAAGGAGAGCAAACAAUUUUCUGGUUGAAAGGUAAAGAAGGCUUCACUCUUCCACUCCCCAGAUUUACUCAGGAAAAAGCCAAAGUCCCAGAGAUAUUGUGA
Rhinopithecus roxellana (golden snub-nosed monkey) is the source of this 3324-nucleotide messenger RNA. Its product is annotated as guanylate cyclase 2G-like. NCBI's taxonomy places the organism in Eukaryota, Metazoa, Chordata, Mammalia, Primates, Cercopithecidae. Gene Ontology annotation, molecular function: peptide receptor activity; ATP binding; protein kinase activity. The record is from RefSeq and is a predicted model, not a curated record. Gene Ontology annotation, biological process: intracellular signal transduction; cGMP biosynthetic process; receptor guanylyl cyclase signaling pathway.